This is a messenger RNA of Malus domestica (apple), 1464 nucleotides long. RefSeq names its product protein REVEILLE 8. The record is from RefSeq and is a predicted model, not a curated record. Gene Ontology annotation, molecular function: DNA binding. NCBI's taxonomy places the organism in Eukaryota, Viridiplantae, Streptophyta, Magnoliopsida, Rosales, Rosaceae.
CAAAGACGCGGGACGAUUAAUUGAGUGGAGGAAGAAGAGAAGACGGUGACCAAAUAAUUGGGCGGCCUCAAUUCACUCGCAUGCCACCACCACGCAUUUUGGAACACACAGUCCCUCAGAACCCCCGCGCGCCACAAACUCUCUCUCUCUCUCUCUCUCUCUCUCUCACAUGCACAUUCAUUCAUUCAGUCACAUGAACUCCACUGCCUCCACCAACCCCCAAUCGUCAAUGGGCACGGUGUUGAAGCCGUCCUCAGACGGGUCGGGGAAGAAGGUCCGGAAGCCAUACACCAUCACCAAGUCCAGAGAAAGCUGGACCGACGAAGAGCACGACAAGUUCCUCGAAGCUCUUCAACUGUUUGAUAGAGACUGGAAGAAAAUCGAAGAUUUUGUAGGUUCGAAAACGGUUAUUCAGAUUAGGAGUCACGCCCAGAAGUACUUCUUGAAAGUUCAAAAGAGCGGGACAACAGCACACGUGCCUCCUCCGCGGCCAAAGCGCAAGGCUGCUCAUCCUUACCCGCAAAAGGCCUCCAAAAAUGGUUUACUUCCGUUGCAAGCAUCCAUUGCUUAUCCUUCUUCAAUGAACGCAAUUGCAUCUACCUAUUCUCCUUGGGAUGAAACUUCCAUUUUGACAAACCCUGCAUCCGACCAAAUUCUGUUGUCACAUGAAGAAUUUACUAAUCUUCAUGGAACUGAAGCUGACAUUGGAUCAAAGGGGUUAUCAAGGAUUAACACAUGCAGUCUUAGUGGCCCCCUGCCAAGUUCCGAGAUACCAAAUCAAGGGAAACAAGCUCCUGGGCAUCAUGGUCUCCCUGAUUUUGCCGAAGUUUAUAGCUUCAUCGGGAGUGUUUUUGAUCCAGAAACAAAAGGUCAUGCUCAGAAACUCAGGGAAAUGAAUCCCAUUAAUUUUGAAACUGUUCUGUUGUUAAUGAGGAAUCUCAGCUUCAACUUGUCCAGUCCGGACUUUGAGCCAAUGAGGAAGGUCCUGGUAUCACAUGAUGUCCUACGAAAACAGUAGCUGCAGGAAUCGUCGCCGCGAAGCUGAAUAACCCUCUGUCAUGAUGAACUUCUUCGUAGUUACACCCGCUGACUGGUGUGUGUUUUGGAGCAAAAGUGUAGUGGUUCUAGAACAGAAAAUGCCAAAUCCGAUGUUAGGAAUGUAGUUCUGCAGACACAAUGCAUACAGCGUUAGAGGAUUCUGAAAGGAAGAAACAUUUGAACUGGUUUUCAAGCUGUGCAAAAGGAUCUAAAUUGUCUGGUGGCCUCAAUGGAUGAUUUAUUCGUAUCCCCGGUUUUGUCCAGGCCUUCCAGACAAGUAUGCAUAUCGUGUAACAUGUGCUUAGUUGUAGUUUUCUCUUCUUUCUUUCUCUCUUCUCUUUACGUUUUCUGUUAAGGCAACAACAAUAGGUUUGCAUCUUGUGCCUCAAACAAAUUUAACUACGACAACGGAGAAUCCAAAUUCUU